This is a messenger RNA of Fusarium sp. VM40, 852 nucleotides long. The record is from the annotation of a GenBank genome assembly. NCBI's taxonomy places the organism in Eukaryota, Fungi, Ascomycota, Sordariomycetes, Hypocreales, Nectriaceae.
AUGGCCAUUCUGUUCAGUCGCGCUAGACAACAAAAGAAGAACCCUUGGUUCUUCAGCCGCCUCCCCUGCGAGAUUAGACGCCUUAUCUAUGAAGAACUCUUCGGUCGUCGAGUGAUACACAUCAUGCACUACAGCUCAACCGAGGCAAAAGAGUCAAGGCGUGAGAACAGGCCCAGGAAAAACAUCCCCGGAUGGGUUCAUUGUGUCUGCCGUAGACCUCUAGACGCAGAACCACAUCAACACAACGAGUCUGACCACAAAUGGUGCUAUCUCUCAACCAGUUUCCUAGUUACUUGCAAACAAGCGUCAGUAACUAACCCUACCAUAAUGGGCUACAUAAUAAUUACCAAAUUAUACAGCUUUGAAGAGGGAAUAACGACGCUUUACGGCUCCAAUGUGCUCCUAUUCCGCAGCGCUGACGAGUUCACCGUCUUCUCCCGGAUGAACUUCCACUACGCCGGCGUAAUGAAGAGACUGGGUUUCCAAAUCAACAUGCGGGUUUCACUACAGUCCUUCGAAACAAUACUUGAGUAUAUCAGCAUAUAUUUCGACUUCCAGAGCAUUGAUGUCCGGAUUAGUCUCUCACCUUUUUCCCUCAGCGUGGAACUGUUGAAGAAAUCCGUUAUAAGUCGACUUAGAAUCCUUGAGCGCUUAUCAGCCCCUCCCUCGCGAUUCAUUGACCUCACCCUGAUUCUUCCUCCUGGAUACGCCGUGCCCCUCUCGGCAAGUCUAAGAAGAACUGGAUUCGAUCAUGUGGUUGUUGAAGAAAGAGGAUCUGCAGAGGGCAACGGGAGUACGAUGAGCUGUGGUGAGGCUUCUGACGACGAGCAUUCUGAGUAUGUCUUCUUUUGA